CAAAGGAUCAUUGGGCAUUCCUGGAAGAAUGGGAGCACCAGGAGAGCCAGGUCUGUCUAUCAUUGGCCCACGAGGACCUCCUGGACAGCCCGGUACUAGAGGAUUUCCAGGCUUUCCGGGCCCCAUCGGUUUGGACGGGAAACCCGGACAGAAUGGUCCAAAAGGUGAUAUGGGUCCUCGUGGUCCUAAAGGAGUACCAGGUGAACCUGGUCCAAAAGGAGAGAAGGGUGCAUGCGGAGAGUACACUCACAGGCAGAUGCUGCCCUUCACCGUCCGCAAAAUGCCCUCAAUAAGCCCUCUAAUCCUAAAGCACCUCAAGCAGGGUGAGCCUGGAGCACAAGGACCACCGGGACCUCCUGGCCCCCCAGGCCCACCUGGGCCUCUUGGCCUAACUGGGGCUAAUGGGCCCCCGGGGAAACCUGGAGAACCUGGAAAACCUGGAAAAGACCCAAAGAUGCUUCCAGGGCUUAAGGGUGAACCUGGUGUACCUGGACAAAAGGGUGAUCGUGGUGAAGCAGGUCCAAGUGGACCAGAAGGCCCCAUGGGAAUUAAAGGAGAUGAAGGACUGAAGGGCGAUCAAGGAAUGGAUGGGCAGAGAGGAGAGAAGGGUGAGCUAGGGAUGCCUGGAAUGCCUGGGAAACAAGGAGUGAAGGGAGAGCCUGGUUUUCCAGGUGUCCCUGGGCGAAAGGGUCAGACAGGUGUUUCUGGUAUCCCUGGAAAACGGGGCUACAAGGGAGAGAAAGGUGAACAUAGUGCUGCAGGAACUGGCAUUAAAGGAGAGCCAGGUGUCGCAGGACAGCCAGGUCAAGCUGGACCCAAGGGUGAGAAAGGUGAUCAAGGCAUAAAGGGUGACCCUGGCCUGGAAGGUCCAAGGGGUCCACCAGGCCCAACUGGAGAGCCAGGAAAAACUUUAAUCAACAACAACGAAAAUGAUAUUCGCAAUGUGCGUUCAAUGGGUGCUCCUGGUCUACCUGGACCUCCUGGGCCUCCAGGUCUUCCUGGGACCCCAGGUUUGAAGGGUGAUGUUGGACUUCCAGGUCCCCCAGGUGUUGAUGGAGAAAAGGGUCCAAGAGGAAAGCCGGGAGAACAUGGACCCAUCGGUCCUCCUGGACCAGAGGGACCACGAGGAGAAGGAGGAGUCAUGGGUUUCCCUGGGCCAAAAGGAGACAAGGGAGACAUGGGCCCCUCGGGAUCACCUGGUUUAGAUGGCCCUACUGGAGAAAAGGGGGUUUCAGGGCCCCCUGGCCAUAUUGGAUUGCCAGGCCCAAUGGGUCAGAAGGGUGAACCUGGGGAGAAAGGAGAUAAAGCAGAGCUGGUCUAUGGGCCUGCUGGACCUCCAGGACCUGCUGGGCCAGUUGGGCCAAUGGGAUCUCCAGGUUUGUCAGGACCAAAGGGAGAGCCAGGAAUAGGCCUGAAAGGAGAGAAGGGAUCAUCUGGACAAAAGGGAGAUAAAGGAGACAGGGGCCAUCUUGGACUUCCUGGGGCUCAUGGUUUAGACGGCAGGCCUGGUCCAGUGGGUCUGAUAGGACCAGCAGGAGUUCCUGGACCUGCAGGACCAAAAGGGGAAAUGGGGGAAAAGGGUGAUAUGGGAGUAGCAGGACCAAUUGGGCCUCAAGGCAUCCCUGGUUUAGUAGGACCACCGGGAUUAAAAGGAAUCAAGGGGGAGAGGGGCAAGAAAGGCAACAGGGGGGCCAAAGGGGAUAAGGGAGACCAAGGAGCCCCUGGAUUAGAUGCCCCGUGUCCGUUGGGUGAUGAUGGUCUGCCAGUACCAGGGUGUUGGAAUAAAUGACGUUAAUUCCUGAAUGCCAUGUGUGAUUGUAAAUAGAAUAUUUAUUUUUGUACUUUUUUUCGGCAUUGAUCUGUUAUAUUGAUGGAAAAUACAGCAAACCAUAAAAUACUGGCAGGACUUUUUUGUACAGAUGUUUAUUUUUAUUACCAGUAAUGUUGUUUAUGUAUUGGACUUUAUACUGUACCUAUGCAUUAUGUCAAAAUGUUUUCGAGGAAGAAAUAUACUGUGGCGGCAUAUGCAUGAUAUUUGUGCAUUAUGUUAACUGAUAAGUGCCUAUUAACUUAUUGUAUCUUGGUGUUUUAAUGUGUCGUGUCGGACCACGCUGCACUGAUUAGUGGGGCUGGAGUUAUAAAUUGGCCUUGUUUGUAGGAGGAAACCCGUUGCUCUGAGAUUAACAUGUUCACAUCACAACUUAUGAACUUACACUGUAACUGCAUAUGUUUACAGAAAAAUUUAAAUGACUUAUUUCAAAGUCAGUAGGUUUCUACAUGCAGUGUAAUUAUUAAGUGAGUUGUUUCAGUGCAUCAGUUCUAAAGGUUGCAUUGAAUGAUUUGUUUAGUGAGCAUUUCAGUUUUCUCCAUAAUCACCAGUUGAUAUUAUUGCAAAAACUGCAUUUAUGGCUUUAUGUACUGAAGGAAUGACUGAAUUUUAAACAUGCAGUGCUUUGUCUUUAUGGCCCUUGUGUAAAUAUGUUAAAAAAAAAACAUGCCCCUGUUAAGCAGCUGUUUUCUAUUUCUUUAUUUUUAUUUCUGACAAUUCAAUAGUAGAGGUAAAUACAAUUUACACAUGGGUAAUAAAUUUUUUUUUUAUUUUUAAGUUCAUAUCAUAUAUUGCUGCUCACCUUCAUGCAGACAUUUGUGUUUGCUAAUAAGCAUCUACACUACCAUUUAAAAGUUUUGGGGUCAGUUUUUGUCUCUCGUUUGUUUUACAGUGCAUCCUAAAAAGUAUUCAUAGCGCUUCACUUUUUCCACAUUUUUUUAUGUUACAGCCUUACUCUAAAAUGGAUUUAAUUCAUUAAUUUCCUCAAGAUUCUACACACAAUACCCCAUAAUGACAAUGUGAAAAAAGAUUCUUUGAACUUGUUUCAAAUUUAUUACAGUAAAAAACCUGAAAAAUCACAUGUACAUCAGUAUUCACAGCCUUUGCCGUGAAGCUCUAGAUUGAGCUCAGGUACAUUCUGUUUCCACUGAACAUUCCUGAGAUGUUUCAGCAGCUUAAUUGGAGUUCUCCUGUGGUAAAUUCAGUUGAUUGGACAUGAUUUGAAAAGAUAUACACCUGUCUACAUAAGGUCCCAGGGUUGACAAUGUCAAAGCACAAACCAAGCAUGAAGACAAAGGAAUUGUCUGUAGACCUCCGAGACAGGAUUGUCUCGAGGCACAAGGCUGGGUAAGGUUACAGAAAAAAAUUCUGCUGGUCUGAAAGUUCCAAUGAGCACAGUGGCCUCCUUCAACCAUAAGUGGAAGAUGUUUGGAACCACCAGGACUCUUCCUAGAGCUGGCCGGCCAUCUAAGCUAAACGAUUAGGAGAGAAGGGCCUUAGUCAGGGAGAUGAUCAAUAACCCCAUGGUCACUCUGUCUGAGCUCCAGCGUUCCCCUGUGGAGAGAGGAGAACCUUACAGAAGAACAACCAUUUGUUAUGGUAGAGUGGCCAGACAGAAGCCAUGCUCCCCGCCUGUAUUUUGCCAAAAGGCAUCUGAAGGACUCUCAGACCAUAUAAAACAAAUUUCUCUGGUCUGAUGAGACUAAAAUUGAACUCUUUGGAGUGAAUGGCAGGCGUUAAGCUUGGAGAAAACCAGGCACCGCUCAUCACCAGGCUAAUACCAUUCCUACACUGAAACAUGGUGGUGGCAGCAUCAUGCUGUGGGGGUGUUUUUCAGCAGCAGGAACUGGAAGACUAGUCAGGAUAGAGGGAAAGAUGAAUGCAGCAAUGUACAGAGACAUCCUGAAUGAAAACCUGCUUUAGAGUGCUCCUGACCUCAGACUGGGGCGAUGGUUCAUCUUCCACCCGGACAAUGACCCAAAGCACACUGCCAAAAUAUCAAUGGAGUGGCUUCACAAUUACUCGGUGAAUGUCCUUGAGUGGCCCAGCCAAAGCCCAGACCUAAAUCCUAUUAAACAUCUCUGGAGAGAUCUAAAAAUGGCUGUACACUGUUGCGUCCCAUCAAACCUGAUAGAGCUUGAGAGGUACUGCAAAGAGGAAUAGGCCUAAAUUCCAAAAGACAAGUGUACCAAGCUUGUGGCAUCAUAUUCAAAAAGACUUGAGGCUUUAUAUACUGCCAAAGGUGCAUCAACAAAGUAUUGAGCAAAGGCUGUGAAUACUUAUGUAUAUGAGAUUUUUUAGGUUUUUUAUUUUUAAUUAAUUUGCAACAAUUUCAAAAAAAAUCUUUUUCACAUUGUCAUUAUGUGGUAUUGUGUGUAGAAUUUUGAGGAAAUAAAUGAAUUUAAUUAAUUUUGGAAUAAGGCUGUAACAUAAACAAAUGUAGAAAAAGUAAAGCGCUAUGAAUACUUUCCGGAUGCACUGAAUGUCUGAAAAUUACGUUUAUUCAGCAAAAAUGCAGCAAGUUGGUGGAGUGACAUAAAAUGAUUUUAUUUCUGCUGAAAUGUGUACUUAUGAAGAGUCCUGGAAAAAAGAUUUUUUUUCUUUAAAGAAGCUGAAUGUGUUUUUUUUAAGAUGUUUCUCGCAAAUUAUAUUACAAUUAUUUCUAAAGGAUCACACUGAAUAAAUGGCAUUAAAUACACUAAGCUAGAAAACAGUUGCUCUAGAAUGAUUUUGAUCAAACACCUCAAGCUAAAAAAUAUACAUUAUCUCCAACCCCAAAAUUCUGAACAGUAGUGUAUGUCCUAGAUUACCUCAACUAUUAAGUACAAAUGAACAAUAAAAGCCCGGAUUUGUUUUGUUUCUUCAGUGUUGAAGUUUAUUGUGUAGGAUUGCUGCUGCUUACAUUGACAAGCUAUUCCAUUUUGGGUUCCAUUUUUUUGCCAGUUAAUAUUAAGCAUGGUUUGUAAUCAUCGUCUAUAACGUUUUUUUAUCUGUCUGUAAUACCUCAUACUAACAUGUGCCUUAAUGCUUUUACUCUGCCAAAGUAGUUUUGAGACAUAUCAACAGUAAUGUCAAAGAUGCUAUGCUGUCAACAUGAGGAAUACAAGAUAAUAAAUGGCUGUAAAAGGUUCAGCCAAAAUGUUUCCUA
This is a messenger RNA of Danio aesculapii, 4976 nucleotides long. It is a transcript of the gene col13a1, whose product is annotated as collagen, type XIII, alpha 1. Bases 29 to 1789 code for a protein of 586 amino acids. NCBI's taxonomy places the organism in Eukaryota, Metazoa, Chordata, Actinopteri, Cypriniformes, Danionidae. The record is from RefSeq and is a predicted model, not a curated record. The transcript is spliced from 39 exons.